CGCUUCCGGGUUACGCGACGCCUCAGCUGGGGCUGCCCAGCAGCAUGUCGGUUUUCCGCUCAGGCCUGCUGGUUCUGACAUCACCACUGUCAGCCCUUUCCCUGCGCCUGGUGCCCAUUCUCGCCUCAGCUGCCCGGCUGGUACAAGACACCCUCUAUAUCCAUCUUCAGCCAGGACUCAGCCUGACAGGCUCCACGCAGCCCCGUUCCACCUAUGUCCCUGCUACGUCUGAAGUGUACACCCUUAUCAGCAAGCUGUAUGCUGAUGCUGGCAUCCAUCACCACCUUGAUGUCCGGGUGCUGCUCACCAACAUCCUCAACCAGGGAGCUGCUCCUCCAGCACUUGGAUCUGUGCAAAACCUCUCCCAGCCACCUGAGGUGGUGCUCACUGACUUUGAAACUGGAGAUGGAGGGCAGUCCAACCCAGUCAAGCAGCGUCUGGAGCGCUAUGCGACCAGCUGCUAUAGCUGUCGCCCCAAUCUCAUCUCUGUUUUGUUGUACCCUGAGUAUGAGCUAGAUGUCAGUGAUGGGGAGCUAUCUCCACAGCAUGAGAUCAACAUGACUGAGGAGCCGUUGCAGAGCUACAGUGAUGUCGUCGUGGGCGGCACUUUUGAUAGACUUCACAACGGUCACAAGAUCCUUCUGAGCGUGAGCUGUAUGCUGGCAGAAAAUCGGCUUCUAGUGGGCGUCUCUGACAAAGAUCUUCUGGAAAAUAAGGUGCUGAAGGAGCUGAUCCUGCCCUUUGAGCAACGUGUGACUCAACUCAGCGAGUUCCUGGUGGACAUCAAGCCCUCCUUGCGCUACGAAAUCGUCCCCUUGUUUGACCACUUUGGCCCAUCUAUCACUGACUCCGACCUGAAGUGCAUUGUAGUCAGUGAGGAGACCCUCAAGGGCGGUCUGGCUGUCAACAAGAGGAGGAUGGAAAACAGUCUGUCUGAGCUGGCUGUCCACAAAAUCAAGCUGGCCGUCGACCCCCAGCAUGACAGGAACGAGGAAGAGAAGAUCAGCUCCUCUAGCCAGCGGUACAGGCUGCUUGGGACUCUGCUGCGUUCCCCACGGAAAGAUCCAUCUCUUCCUCCCUACCCCUACAUUAUUGGGCUGACUGGGGGAUCUGGUAGUGGCAAGACCUCUGUGGCGCAACAUUUGGUUCAUCUUGGUGCCUUCCAUUUGGAUAUGGACAGUCUAGGACACAACAUCUAUGUACCAGGAGGUCCUGUGUAUGAACAAGUGGUAGAAACAUUUGGAGCAGAAAUUUUGAAAGAAGAUGGAACCAUCAACAGACGGUCCUUGGGGGCCAAAGUAUUUGCAGACCAGGAGCAGUUGAAACGUCUCAACAACAUCAUGUGGCCAGUGAUGGCUCGACUAGCAAAAGAAAAGAUAGACCAGGCGGCAGCACAGGGAAAGGCCGUGUGUGUGUUGGAUGCAGCCAUGUUGUUGGAGGCAGGCUGGUCAGACAUGGUGCACGAGGUCUGGACAACCAUCAUCCCCAAGGAUGAGGCCAUAAGACGUAUCAUAGCCAGAGACGGCCUAAGUGAAGAAGCUGCCCGGUUGCGUCUACAAAACCAAAUGUCCAACAGCCAGUCCGUGAAGCAGUCGCACGUGGUUCUUUGCACCAUGUGGGAGCCAGAGGUUACAUGUGAACUGGUAGAAAAAGCUUGGGCCCAGCUCCAGAAACGCCUCAAAGAUGAGUAGAGACUUGAACUGAAAUGGGAUCACUUCUUUACUCUGCUCCCUUGGUGCUGCCAGUCCGGAGAAGUGUGCACCGGAUGGGCCCCACCCUGUCGAUGGGCCACAGAUGAGGGUGAUAUGGGAAAGGAAGUCCAAACUGCUUGGUGGUGUUGGGGAGAGGAAUGAGCUGGAUUCACUCAACUUUUUCCUGUUGCAAAAGGCUGAGGGAGAACCAGGAACAAGGUGAGAAGCAGGGGGACCCUGCUGCACAGGAAGAAGCAGCUCUUCAUACCUGAAGCCAAUGAUGGUUGCAUGAUUCCGAUGGAGGCCGCUGUUUCAGCAACGCGACUUACGAACACAGACACAAGAUUAGAAGGGUGGGGAGUGGCUGCUCUACUUUAGUCCCACUACUCUGUACUGUAUGGCCUGUGCAUAAAUUACACAUAAAGACAAAAUCUCUUGA
Molecule: messenger RNA, 2130 nt
Organism: Elgaria multicarinata webbii
Lineage: Eukaryota; Metazoa; Chordata; Lepidosauria; Squamata; Anguidae
Gene: COASY
Product: Coenzyme A synthase
Exons: 10
Coding region: 45-1691 (548 amino acids)
Biological process (GO): coenzyme A biosynthetic process
Molecular function (GO): pantetheine-phosphate adenylyltransferase activity; ATP binding; dephospho-CoA kinase activity
Source: RefSeq, a predicted model, not a curated record